Messenger RNA from Knipowitschia caucasica, 477 nucleotides. NCBI's taxonomy places the organism in Eukaryota, Metazoa, Chordata, Actinopteri, Gobiiformes, Gobiidae. The record is from the annotation of a GenBank genome assembly.
AUGAGUCUCGUGCGCGCGCUCCUGUCCCGGGCGGGUGUGCACGUGAGCAGAGUCCCGCACGCGCAGGUCCGGACUCGUGGUUCCUGGUCUCGGCCUCAGGACCAGAGGAGUCCGUGUCGCUCUCAGGUCAGAGACAUUAAAGCUCGGGUCUCUGGUUUUCUGAACGUCAAACUCCAGGGAAGUGCGGCAACAGCAGCGGCAUGGACCAGAGGCCUGAGCACCAGUCCCCGCUGUGGACCAUGUGGCCACAGCUCGGUCAGUCCAUACCUGAACCGGUCCACUGUAGUUCAGGACAAUGAAGCCUCAACGGACGAUGUCCUGUCCCAUCAGAUCAUGCUGCGUCCCCUCUCACUCAGCGGGGUGGGUGACGGCACAUCCCUGUUAAAGCUGAGAGAUCUCCCACAGCAGGACCACCCGCCCCCCCACACACAUCUGAGGGAAGGGGGUGAGGGACUCUUUAUGACCCGUGUCUCCUGA